Siniperca chuatsi (mandarin fish) is the source of this 1549-nucleotide messenger RNA. It is a transcript of the gene zte38, whose product is annotated as zebrafish testis-expressed 38. The record is from RefSeq and is a predicted model, not a curated record. NCBI's taxonomy places the organism in Eukaryota, Metazoa, Chordata, Actinopteri, Centrarchiformes, Sinipercidae. The coding region runs from base 281 to 1207 and encodes 308 amino acids. The transcript has 12 exons.
AGUGUACUGUAUUGAGAGGAUUUAUGGCGGGAAAGGCAAAUUAUGAGAUCGUGGCUAAUGUUUGACUAAUUUUAGAGUUUGAGUAACUUUAGCCUAACCUGUUUAGAAUUAAGAUAGGCUUCUUAGACAUAAUUUUAAAAUAAUUUCUGGGCGGAAAGGUACCAUUAACAUAAUUUUAGCGUCUUCUGUAUUAGUCGAUAUUGAAUAUUCAUGUGCAUCCGUCUUGUUAGUUAGGUUAAUUAGCAUACCUAGCUAACCCUCAAAUACAGAAAAGGAGAAAAUGGCAGCUGGGAAGAUGUGCGUCAGGAAGAGCAAGGAGGAAACUGCUGAGUGGACAGGAUUAUUCCCGAAUGACUUGAAAACCGAGCAAGAGUCCCUUGUCUUGGUCAAGAGGAUGAUGGCUGUGGCAGUCUCCUCCAUCACCUACCUCAGAGGGAUUUUUCCAGAGGAUGCCUACAGAUCCAGAUAUCUGGAAGAUUUGUGCAUCAAAGUUUUGCGUGAAGACUGCAACACCCCUGGUGCCAGCAAAGUUGUGAAAUGGAUGAUGGGCUGCUUUGACGCAUUAGAGAAGCAGUAUCUCCAGAUCGUAUUCAUUGGGGUGUACACCAAUCCAGAUGAACCUAAUUGCAUCAUUGAGUCAUACCAGUUCAAAUUCAAAUACACUGAGAAGGGGCCAGAGAUGGACGUACUCAGGAACAACGAUGUGGAGAUGCAGGUGCCGUUGGAGGACACCAAGAGAGCCUCUGUGCUGCUCAUCAGGAAGCUCUUCCUGCUUAUGCAGAACCUGGAUGCCCUCCCCAACAACGUCUACCUCACCAUGAAGCUCUACUAUUAUGAUGACAUCACCCCUGCCGACUACCAACCACCGGGCUUCAAGGAGGGCGAAUGUGACAGCCUCUGGUUUGAAGGCAUGGCUGUGCACUUCAAGGUGGGUGAGGUGCAGACGGCCUUCCACACCUUGAGAGUGCGUGUGUCAGCGGAACAAGGCCGGCUGGAGAAGCUUCAAGAAGGGAACCACCUGAGGGAGACCAAGCAGGUUUCUCAGAGAAAUCCUCCAGAGAGGAUCAAGGAUCCUCGUAAGAAAAUAUAUGAGGAAGAGGAUCUACCUUCUGAAGAUGAGUCCGCACAGUUCAAGAAACCUACAAGACCUUUGGCAAAGAGAAAUGCAGCUGCCAAAUAUCUGGCGAGGAAGAAAAGAAGAAUUUAGCCACAACAUUACACAAAACAAAAGCUCUGUCAGCAAUGUAAACAUGAACAAUUUCUUCAUUUUAUUGAAAUUUUAAACACUGUUUCAUGUUAUGUUACAAUUGAUUUGAUACGCAAAUGUGUUAGACAAGUUUCUUACAUAAUUCUCUCUACCCACAAGGUAGGAUGUCACUGUCAGAGUUCUAAUGUAGACAACAUUGUACAAAAAACGUACAUGAGAGUACAAUCUGAUGAAUUUAAUCAAAACAAUGUUCAAAGUGCUUCAUUUUUUAGUAUUUUGUGUGUAUAAAAAUAUAUUAAUGUGUAUUGUUCAAGAAAUAAAGUCUGACAUGUAAAAAUGUUA